AUGUCUGAAACAUCGGACGAGGUAUCCCUCGGCUUGGUCAUUUACUCGGCGGUAAAGCCGAUUUUCAAAAUCUACUUUAUCAUCGGCAUGGGUUAUCUUUUGGCGAAAAAAAACAUUUUACCGGUGACCACUUGUCGAGACAUUUCAGAUGCGGUGGUGUCGGCGAUAAUGCCGUGUUUGAUCUUCACCAACAUGGUGUCCUAUUUGAAAUCGUCCGAUAUCAAGAGCAUCGGCAUUUUGGCGUUUACUGCCAUCUUGUUAUUUUCCAGCGGAGGCAUCAUGGCGUAUGUGAUACAUUUGGUGACCCGCUCCCCCAAGAGAUGGCUCGGUGGGUUGCUUUCAGUUGGCAUAUUUCCCAACAUCUCGGAUUUGCCAAUUGCUUACAUUCAAACCUUCUCCAAGGGGACAAUAUUCACCAGCGAGGAGGGAAGCAAGGGCGUUGCGUAUAUCUGCAUCUUUUUAAUGGCAAUGGUGAUGACCCAGUUUACGUUUGGGUUGUUUCGAUUGGUGGAGUGGGACUUUCGCGAUGAAAUCAAGGGCGAAGCAGAGGCUGCAGCUGGAGCUGCAGCUGGAGCUGGAGCUGGAGCUGACGAUUUGGAAAAGAACUUGACUUCUUCCUCGUCGGAUGAUAACGACGAAAAUAACAACAAUAACAAAUCUCGCGAGGAGAACACGGGACUGCAGAUGCAGAUGUUGACUCGUGGCAGCUCAAGACGUUCCGAGGCAUUGACGACUGAUAGUGAGUCGAUAUCUAGCGAAAAGAGCAUCAACCAAAGACCCCAUGCAUCGCAAGAUGAAGAUUACCAACAUGACCAAUUUUUAAAAAAACAUAGCAGAAAGCUGCGCAAUGAAGCCAGUCGACGAGAAAAAGAAGGAGAACCACCACUAGAACCAACCACAAACAUGAACGUAAACAUGAACAGAAGCGCAAGCAACGGUGGCAGCUUCAGCAUCGCCACCACCACCACCACCACCAGCAAAGUUCAUCGAACACUAACCCCCGUGUCACGCCGACGCAGAGCCUCAGUCAGCUCGGCGGAAAAUGCCCUCAACUUGAUCAGCUCGCGCAUCUCCGAUCUUCGAAGCCAACCACCUGAAAACGUCGAGGAUGUCAUCAAUGAAUACUCCGAGUUUGAUCAGUUGCGCACCCUCGAGAUUGAACGCUCUAAAACCCUGCAAAACGAACCCGAGAUUGAUCAAAAGAAAUCCAAAAUUAAAAGAUAUGCCAGAGCAAUGUGGACUAACCUACUCCAGCCCAACUCCAUUGCCCUUUUCGUUUCCAUUGCCGUGGCCAUGUCGCCGCCGCUCAAGGCAUUAUUCGUGCCAACUACAUUUUCCAUGCCCAACGCGCCAGAUGAACAACCGCCGCUUUCGUUCGUGAUAGACUUGACCAGUUACGUUGGCGCCGCCUCGGUGCCGUUGGGGCUCUUGUUGUUGGGCGCCACGUUAUCGCGGUUGCAAGUCAAGAAAAUGGCACCGGGGUUUUGGAAAGUCGCCUUGUGCGUCACGGCACUACGACUCAUCCUCCUCCCGAUAUUUGGCGUGGGUGUAACCACGGGGAUGAACAAUGGCGGGUGGUACGGCUCAGACCGAUUGUUGAGGUUUGUUAGCGUGUUGGAGUUUGGAUUGCCCAAUGCGACUGUGCUCGUUUAUUUCACGGCUUUUUACACCGACCCAAACAGCGAGGAGCAUUUGCAGAUGGAUUGUCUUGCCAUGUGUUUGAUCUGGCAGUAUUCCAUAUUGUGGUUGACUUUGCCUUUUUUGAUUACAUUUACCUUGAAAGUGUCGAUGGGUGCUUGA
Molecule: messenger RNA, 1800 nt
Organism: Lodderomyces beijingensis
Lineage: Eukaryota; Fungi; Ascomycota; Pichiomycetes; Serinales; Debaryomycetaceae
Source: the annotation of a GenBank genome assembly